This is a messenger RNA of Ilex paraguariensis (yerba mate), 596 nucleotides long. The record is from the annotation of a GenBank genome assembly. Lineage: Eukaryota; Viridiplantae; Streptophyta; Magnoliopsida; Aquifoliales; Aquifoliaceae.
UACGUGCGGAGCACCUGACUGUAAUGAGGCAACUGCUUUGUGUCUUCUUUGCUGGGUUUGGACGAAUGGCUAUUGCUUCUCAGUGCGGUAGAAGGGAGUCAUCAUCAUUUACUAUAUUUGCUUCAGUUACAAGCGCAGAUCUUUCGCUGGGUGAAUCAAUAGAAACUGCUCAGCUUCCCAAGGGUGAUACCUGGUCCAUUCAUAAAUUUGGUGGCACCUGUGUGGGAAGCUCCCAAAGAAUCCAAAAUGUUGCAGAGAUAAUUAUUAAGGAUGACUCAGAAAGAAAGCUGGUCGUUGUGUCUGCAAUGUCAAAGGUGACAGAUAUGAUCUAUGAUCUUAUCUAUAAAGCACAGUCACGAGAUGAUUCUUAUCUGGCCGCACUGGAUGCUGUUUUAGAAAAGCACAAGUUAACAGCACUUGAUCUGCUUGAUGGUGAUGAUCUUGCUAGCUACUUAUCUCGGCUCCAUCAUGACAUCAAUAACCUUAAAGCUAUGCUUCGUGCCAUAUACAUUGGUAUCUCUCUCUCUCUCUCUCUCUCUCUUUGUGGUAUCCAAUUACGGCAACUACAACUUUUCUUUUUUCCUUUGAUCCAGUAG